Molecule: messenger RNA, 1161 nt
Organism: Miscanthus lutarioriparius
Lineage: Eukaryota; Viridiplantae; Streptophyta; Magnoliopsida; Poales; Poaceae
Source: the annotation of a GenBank genome assembly
AUGCGGAGCCCAAGGGGAGGAGGAGGAGGCGUCGGCGGCUGCUACCGCGGCGGCGCCGGCGGCCAGGAGCAGCACGUGGACCUGAUCCCGGGCAUCCCCGACGACGUGGCGGUGGACUGCCUGGCGCGCGUCCCGCACGCCUCCCACCGCGCCAUGCGCCGGGUCUGCCGGGGCUGGCGGAGCGCCGCCGCAACGCCCGCCUUCGCCUCCGCGCGCGCGCAGGCGGGCGCCAACGAGGACCUCGUCUACCUCAUGCAGUUCGGGAACCCGUCCGCCGCCGACGCCGACGCCGAACCCAAGGACGACGACGGGCCCGCCAACACGCCGGCGUACGGCGUCGCGGUGUACAACGUGACGACCGGCGAGUGGCGCCGGGAGCGCGGCGCGCCGCCCGUGGUGCCCGUGUUCGCGCAGUGCGCGGCGGUGGGGACGCGCCUCGCCGUGCUCGGCGGCUGGGACCCGCGCACCUUCGAGCCCGUCGCGGACGUGCACGUCCUGGACGCCGCCACCGGGCUGUGGCGCCGGGGCGCGCCGAUGCGGUCGGCGCGGUCCUUCUUCGCGUGCGCCGAGGCGGGCGGCAAGAUCUACGUGGCCGGCGGGCACGACAAGCACAAGAACGCGCUCAAGACGGCGGAGGCCUACGACGCCUCGGCGGAUGCGUGGGACCCGCUCCCCGACAUGUCGGAGGAGCGCGACGAGUGCGACGGCAUGGCCACCGUGGAGGGCGACCGGUUCCUGGCCGUCAGCGGGUACCGCACGGCGCGGCAGGGCGGGUUCGAGCGCGACGCCGAGUGGUUCGACCCGGCGGCCGGGGCGUGGCGGAGGCUCGAGCGCGUCCGUGCGCCGCCCUCGGCGGCCCACGUCGUUGUGAAAGGGCGCGUCUGGUGCAUCGAGGGCAACGCCGUCAUGGAGUGGAUGGGGACAAGACGCGGGUGGCGCGAGGUCGGGCCGUACCCGCCGGGGCUCAAGGCCGGCACGGCGCGCGCCGUCUGCGUCGGAGGUGGGGAGAAGGUCGUGGUCACGGGCGCGCUUGAUGGGGAGGGCGGCGGUGAGCGGCACGCCGUGUGGGUGUUUGACGUCAAGACCAAGAGCUGGACCGUCGUGCGCCCGCCGCCCGAGUUCGCCGGCUUCGUCUUCUCCGUCGCCUCCGUCCGGAUCUGA